AUGAAUACUAUUCCCAUUUACAGAUGGGAAAAUGGCAAAAAGCACGAGAUACGGCAAAACCAAGGCCUCGAUGGCCUCUUCCGAGCAAAUCUGAAAGCAGAACAAGCUGAGAAAAGAGCCCAAAGCCUUGAAAGUCUCAUCUUUAUGAAUACCCGGAUGGACAAAGAUAGCAAAGGAAGUCCAGAUUUUGGAUCUGUUAUCAAAACAAGUGCCAGGACAGAUAAAACCAACAGAAGAGGUAAAGACCUUGAUGAUGCUAUCAAAGUCAGUCCUAAGGGAAAUGGACAUACCACUGGAAAACAAGACCUCAACGAACUUAUUAAAGCAAAUCCUGAAACAAAUAAAAGUAUGAAGAGGACACAAGACCUGGACAAAUUUAUCAAAGUGACACCCACAGUAAACAAAAGUGCACAAGGUCUUAAUGAACUUAUUAAUGUAAAUCCCCAAGCUGUCAAGAGCACCAGUGGAAAUCAAGAUCUUGAUAAGUUCAUCAAAGUGAAUCCUGAGAUUCUCACAACCAACCAAAGAAACCAAGAUCUGGUUAACACCAAAGUGAGUUCUGUCAUGAUUGGAAGUACUCAAAGCCAACACUUGGACAAUCUUAUUAAAGUUAGACCUUCAGCUCCAACAAACACUAAUCGAGACCAAGACCCAGAAAAAUUAACUGACAUGCAUUCUUAUGUGACUAUAAAUAAAAAUGGGAGGUACUUAUUUAAUGGUGUUUGGGUUUCAAAUGAGAGCCUCAUGAAUCCUAGGCAAGAACUUAGUAUGACCAAGUCAAUGGAUCUUCUAAUGCUCGGCACAAUGAGUCCACAGGAACCUCUGUCUAUUCUUAUGAAGUCAGGAACAGCCUCAGCUCCAACCAUGGGACUGGGCAUGCAGGAUCCAAGGACACUGUUGUCUACACAAGGACAUAUGUGGAGAAUAGUAAAUCUUCAAAAGAUAGAUAUCAAGAAACUAUAUCAGGAAAGUAUAUACCAACAGUUUACUCAACUUCAGAUAGGUCUGUCAUUGAAAGAGAUAUGUGCACUUACUGCCGCAAACCCUUGGGUGUAGAAACCAAAAUGAUUUUAGAUGAAUUACAAAUUUGUUGUCACUCUACUUGCUUUAAGUGUGAAAUAUGCAAACGACCUCUGGAAAAU
Molecule: messenger RNA, 1142 nt
Organism: Jaculus jaculus (lesser Egyptian jerboa)
Lineage: Eukaryota; Metazoa; Chordata; Mammalia; Rodentia; Dipodidae
Gene: Scel
Product: sciellin
Exons: 18
Coding region: 1-1056 (351 amino acids)
Biological process (GO): epidermis development
Cellular component (GO): cytoplasm
Source: RefSeq, a predicted model, not a curated record